UGUAAAACCGCUUCCCUCUGUUCACUGCCUUCUCUAUCUCUACCAUCCGAUCCGGUUGUUGAGGUUGUUGAUGUGUCGGUAUAGCAGUAGGCAUUUUACAUUGAAGAAAGUUUAAUUCAAGUGCACAACACAUUAAGCUUCAAAAUGGAAGGAUCUCUUUUGGAACCAACAUUGUAUGUUGUCAAAGGUAUGGCAAUAUUGGAUAAUGAUGGUCAUAGAGUCCUAGCAAAAUACUAUGACAAAAAUAUAUUCCCAACUGCCAAAGAACAGAAAGCAUUUGAAAAGAAUCUGUUUAACAAAACUCACCGAGCCAGUGCAGAAAUUAUUAUGCUUGAUGGUCUGACAUGCGUGUAUCGCAGCAAUGUUGAUCUGUUCUUUUAUGUUAUGGGUAGUUCACAUGAAAAUGAGUUGAUCCUUAUGACUGCACUCAACUGCCUCUUUGAUUCAGUAAGUGCCAUCUUACGGAAGAAUGUGGAAAAGAGAGCUCUAUUUGAAAACCUUGACAUAGUAAUGCUUGCCAUGGAUGAAAUUUGUGAUGGAGGAAUCAUCAUGGAGGCAGACUUUAAUGCAGUUGUACAAAGAGUAGCAUUAAGAACGGAUGACAUUCCCCUAGGAGAACAAACUGUUGCUCAGGUAUUACAGUCUGCCAAGGAACAACUGAAAUGGUCCCUACUGAAGUAAGAGAAACGUUUUAUGCAUAAUUCAUUUCCGUAUUAUACCCAAAAAUAAUUCCCAAAAUAUUUGAGUAUAGUGUCAUUAUAUGUGAAAAAAAUUUAUUAUAAAUUACAUUAAAACCAUACAAUUUCAAAAUUUGAAAA
Frankliniella occidentalis (western flower thrips) is the source of this 818-nucleotide messenger RNA. RefSeq names its product coatomer subunit zeta-1 (gene zetaCOP). Gene Ontology annotation, biological process: retrograde vesicle-mediated transport, Golgi to endoplasmic reticulum; intra-Golgi vesicle-mediated transport; intracellular protein transport. The coding region runs from base 145 to 681 and encodes 178 amino acids. The transcript has 5 exons. Gene Ontology annotation, cellular component: COPI vesicle coat. The record is from RefSeq and is a predicted model, not a curated record. NCBI's taxonomy places the organism in Eukaryota, Metazoa, Arthropoda, Insecta, Thysanoptera, Thripidae.